Messenger RNA from Paramormyrops kingsleyae, 3736 nucleotides. RefSeq names its product rhophilin, Rho GTPase binding protein 2 (gene rhpn2). The record is from RefSeq and is a predicted model, not a curated record. NCBI's taxonomy places the organism in Eukaryota, Metazoa, Chordata, Actinopteri, Osteoglossiformes, Mormyridae. Gene Ontology annotation, molecular function: protein binding. Gene Ontology annotation, biological process: signal transduction; negative regulation of stress fiber assembly.
AGUUUCGGAUCCCGGAGUGGAAAUACCCCUCGGCCGCCGCGGAGCUGUCAGACCGAAAGCGGACUCGGCGGAGAAUCGCGCAGUCACAGUUUAUCACGCAAAGAAAAGGCGCUUGUCAUUUACAGCAGAUUUCUUCUACCAGCUUUUACGCUUAGAUACUUGGAAUGACGGACGCAAUACUACCGGACGAGGAUAAUCGGGCUAUUGAAAAUGGCUAUUUUAAAAAGGGCUGCAACCCCUUUGCCCAGACGGGCCGAAGCAAGCUGCAGAACAGGAGGGCUUCGCUCAACCAGCAGAUCAUUAAGCAGAUGAGGAUGAGGGCUGGUGCUGAGAAUCUCCUCCGGGCGACCUCCAACAACAAGGUGCGCGAAAUGGUGGUCCUGGAGCUGAGCUACGUGAAUUCCAACCUGCAGCUGCUCAGCGAGGAGUUGGAGGGCCUAAACAGCUCUGUGGAAGUCUACCAGAAUGUCCAAGAGUCGACCAGCAUCCCCCUGAUCCCUCUAGGCCUGAAGGAGACCAAGGAAGUGGACUUCUCUGUGCCAUUCAAGGACUUCAUCCAACAACAUUACAGUGAAGAUGGCUCCAAUUUUGAGGAUGAGAUUGCUGACCUUAUGGACCUGAGACAGGCAUGUCGUACACCAAGUCGCAGCGAGGCUGGCAUUGAGCUGCUCUCCACCUACUUUAGCCACCUGUCCCUUCUUGACAGCCGAUUCUUCUCCCACACCGGCCAAAUGGGAAUCUUCUUUACAUGGUAUGACUCCUUCACCGGGGUUCCUGCAUGCCAGCAGAACAUCUCCCUAGAGAAGGCCAGCCUUCUCUUCAACAUGGGCGCCCUCUACACGCAGAUCGCCACACGCUGCAACCGCCAGACCACCUCUGGGCUGGAGGAGGCCAUUGCCGCCUUCCAGAAAUCAGCAGGGGUGCUAAACUACCUGAAAGAGACGUUCACGCACACGCCCAGUUACGAUAUGAGCCCCGCCAUGCUGAGCAUGCUGGUCCGGAUGAUGUUGGCGCAGGUCCAAGAGUGCCUAAACGAGAAGACGGUCUUGCCUGGUAUUCGCAAUGAGUUCUUCUGCCUGGUCCGGAUGGCUCAGGAGGCCGAGAAGGUUGCCCAUACAUAUGAGCAGGCUCACCAGUCCAUGAUCCAGCAGCCCAUCAAAGACAACGUCCCUUUCUUCUGGUCCACCAUGGCGCGUGUGAAAACCACACACUACCGUUCCCUGGCCCACUACUUUGUGGCCACGGCUCUUCUCGACCACCAGUUAGGGCCCAGGGAUGAUGAGGACAAGCAGGAGAAGGCCCUGGCUCAGCUGUACGACAGCAUUCCCAGUGGGAAUUCUCCUGCAUACAUCCUCAAGAACAAGGAGGAACGUCGGCGCAUCGGGAAGGCACACCUGCGCAGGGCCAUCCUGGCCCAGGAGGAAGCCAUACGCUGUCAAAGCCUGUGCCGCCACCUGCGCAAACUGGACGUGCUGCGGGACAUCCUGCAGGCUGCGCAUCAGCGCUCACUGGCCAAGUUCACGGAGAACGACGCCGAGGAUGAGUUCACGGACCACAUGGACGCGCCCGACAUCGUCCCUAAAACUGAGCACAAAGCUGAAAUGGAAAUGCCAGCAUCCACAAAGGUGAAAGUCAAAGACUUUUUCCACAAGCUGGGCCCCCUCUCCAUGUUUUCAGCCAAGCAGCGCUGGACGGCACCACGCACAAUCCGGCUGCACACCGAGGACCACGACCUGGGCUUCACACUUAAGGGUGAUGGGCCCACACAGGUCCAGUGCCUGGAUCCGCUCUGCCCUGCUGCGAAAGAGGGACUGAAAGAAGGUGACUACAUCGUCACCGUCAAGGACACAGACUGCAAGUGGCUGGGUGUGGGUGAGGUGAUGAAGCUCCUGAAGGACGUGGACGAAGAGGGCGUGGACAUCCAAGUAGUCAGCAUGAUGGACAGUGGGCUGCCUAUGUCCGCCAAGAGCGCCACCUACUGCGGUGGGAUCCCCAAGACCUACUCCAUGAUCUGCCUGGCCUUCGACGAGGACGAUAAGAUAUCCAAAGCACGCAAGGUCACCAAGAAGCCAUCCUUUCUUAGCUGGGGCCUGAAGAACAAGCAGAAGAGUGCCAGCACGCUCAGCCUGCCCACCGCUGACUACCCCGGCACACUGCCCUGGGGCAAGCAGCGGGCCACCUUCCCCAGCUCCAACAACGGCGCCCUCUACUAGGUCAGCUCUGGGAUUGUGCCUUCCUGAUUGGCUGAUCCUUCCAAAUGCAAUUACAUUGAAAUAAAGGGGGGGGGGACACCAAACAAGAAUAUAUAUAUAUAUACACACACACACACACGUGCGCAUUUUAUAUAUAUAUAUAUAUAUAUAAAAGGACAAAAAAAAACCUUGCACACAUUUUCUUGGUGUAGGAACGUCGGUGAUAAGCUAACCCUUUUGUUUAAAAACGCCGGUUCCAGCCCUGACUGCUUCGCUGGUUGAGAGAUGGUUAGGUUUAUGUUGCUGGUUGUGUCUGUAUCUCAGGGUGCGUUUUGUUAACUGGAGUCCUAGAGUGUCUAAACAAACCACUAACAGGGAGAUGGAACUUGAGAGAAGGAACAAGUCAGGAAGCGUCUGGCGUUAACUGCAACUGAAAUGACUACUUCUGAUUUUUAUCACCCGUGCCAGUAGAAGCAGGACUGAAGAAGGAAAUUUACAUUUUAACAGUUGCAGGAAGGACAGGGUGUAGUGUAAAAGUGACGUGCCACACAUUGUAAAGCUGCUGAAUCGUUAAGGAAAACUUUUGUGUUAUUUUAACGAGGGGGGAGAGGAGGAGGCGAUUAAAUGAAGGAUUAUAGCCUUAGCAUCUCACAUUUGGAGAUAGGUGCACUUCAGAGACUGCGGUUUAAACAAAACUGGACAAGAGAGACGGAGGGAGGGAGAGACGGACGGCUGUGGGUCCUACCUGCCACUUAUGCUGCUUUCGGUUAUAAUGGUAGUAUGGCCAUGGUAAGUUUAAUCAACACUGAGCACCCCUGCCAGCCUGAUCUCUCGCACCACCCUGAGUAAUGCCAACACCUUGAGUGUUGGAGUAUUUCACUGUCUACAGCGUAGAUAUUUAUUCACGUUUGAUAAUCAAAUAAUUUAUAUGGAAAAUUUGAACUACUUAGAAAUACCACUGUACAUUUAAACACUUUAAACUGUUUUUGCCUAAAAUAUUUGUAUGCAAAUCAUGUAUUAGAUUUGCUGUCUUGGAAGUCAAACUUAUUUCGGAAACUUUCUCAUGCUUAAAUUUUUAUUUCUUAUCUGCUAUUAAACAGUGUUUAUAUACAAAUUGUAGUGUCUAAUUAUAAAAUACAAUAGGAACAUACACACAGUACAAGUAUACCGAAGAUAUUUCUAUUGAAUAGUGUAGUGCUUUGCAUACAAAGGCGUGGGUUCUUGUUUUGAACAUUUUGGUUUUAUUCAGUAAGGUUGUAAAUGUCAGCAAACUGUGUUUCUGAGUUAAUGACCAAGUCUGUGUGGAUUUUAUUACUGUGCUUUUAAAGUGAAGAAUUCAACUUACUGCCAUACUUGCCUCCUGCUCUGUAAGUAAACACAACUUGUAUCCAUAGUUUUUGUCACCUUUGUUUCAUGUACAGUAUCUCAGGCAGAUGUAUGUAUGUAUGUAUGUAUGAAGUAUUCUUUCGUAUGUGCAAUGGUCAUUCCCUUGUUUUUCACUUAUAUGUAACUGGAAUCUCAAUAAAAAUGGGGUAAAAUUUAAA